This is a messenger RNA of Penicillium cosmopolitanum, 552 nucleotides long. Its product is annotated as diphthamide biosynthesis protein 4. Gene Ontology annotation, biological process: protein histidyl modification to diphthamide. The transcript has a single exon. Lineage: Eukaryota; Fungi; Ascomycota; Eurotiomycetes; Eurotiales; Aspergillaceae. Gene Ontology annotation, molecular function: metal ion binding. The record is from RefSeq and is a predicted model, not a curated record. Bases 1 to 552 code for a protein of 183 amino acids.
AUGACCAAAACCACCACCUUCGUGGAUUACUACCAAAUCCUCAACCUCCCCUUCGGCCCAUCAACCAGCCUGACAAAACAACAACUCAAACUCGCAUACCAUAAAGCCUUACUCCGACAUCACCCCGAUAAAGCCGGACCAAUUACCCAAGACGCGACUCUCCGCGCCACUUCCGCCUCAACCUCCCCCUCAUCGCAAGACAAAUUCACAAUCGACGAAAUAACAGCCGCCUACAAAACCCUCACAGACCCAAGUCUACGCGCCGAAUACGACCGCGUCCUCCGAUUAGACCGAGUAAAAGGCGCUGAGCGGGAAAAAACCGGCGACGUCUUUCACACGGGGUUGGAGGUUGUUGAUCUGGAAGAUUUGGGCUGUGAUGAGUCCGGUGAAGAGAUUGUUUGGUUUCGCGGGUGUCGGUGUGGUGAUGAGCGGGGGUUUUUGGUGUCGGAAGAUGAGCUUGAGAAGGAGGUUGAGCAUGGUGAGAUUGUUGUUGGGUGUCGGGGGUGUAGUCUUUGGUUGAAGGUGCUUUUUGCUGUUGAGGAUGAUGGGUGA